AUGAAGGAACUGACUCUGGUGUCCUGCGUGUUGGGGAUGGCAGGCCAGGGCCCUGAUGUGACUGAGCCCACUCUGCAGAUGCUGUCUGGGUUGAGGCAGGCCGGCAUGAGGAGCGAGACAGUUGGGAAGCUGCUUCAUGACCACUGUGACUCCAGCCGUCGAAGUGAAGAAGCCCAAUUCUCGCGAGAAUUCCCCAAUCAUUGGUUGAAAACAGUAGUAUCCGUGGAGGAGCCAGGAGACUUGUCUGAUGACUGGGAUAUGGCGUCAGGCCAUAUGGACCCAUCCACCUGUGGAUGGGUCAUCCUUGGCGCUGGUGUUCCGCUGGGCAACACUGAGAUACUAUCUAAAGCCACCAGGGCCCAGAAGCUGCCUAGCAAUCCUCUCCUGUCCCCCCCGCCCGCGCUCAGGUUCAUGGCCACCAGCGACCUGAUGGCAGAGCUGCAGAAGGACUCCAUUCAGCUGGACGAGGACAGUGAGCGCAAGGUGGUGAAGAUGCUACUUAAGCUCCUGGAGGACAAGAACGGGGAGGUGCAGAACCUGGCCAUCAAGUGCCUGGGUCCUCUGGUGGGCAAAGUGAAAGAGUACCAGGUGGAGACCAUCGUGGAUGCCCUCUGCACCAACAUGCGCUCAGACAAGGAGCAGCUCCGAGACAUUGCCGGCAUUGGCCUCAAGACUGUCCUCUCGGAGCUCCCUCCUGCAGCCACAGGCUCCGGGCUGGCCACCAAUGUGUGCCGGAAGAUCACGGGCCAGCUGACCAGUGCCAUUGCCCAGCAGGAGGAUGUGGCUGUGCAGCUGGAAGCUCUGGAUAUCCUCGCCGACAUGCUGAGCAGGCUGGGUGUCCCGCUGGGUGCCUUUCACGCCAGUCUCCUGCACUGUCUGCUGCCGCAGCUGAGCAGCCCACGCCUGGCGGUGCGCAAGCGGGCAGUCGUGGCACUCGGCCACCUGGCGGCCGCCUGCAGCACAGACCUCUUCGUGGAGCUCGCUGACCACCUGCUGGACCGGCUGCCCGGCCCUUGCACGCCUGCCAGCCCUGCUGCCAUCCGCACCCUGAUCCAGUGUUUGGGCAGCGUCGGCCGCCAGGCCGGCCACCGCCUCGGAGCCCACCUGGACCGCCUAGUUCCCCUGGUGGAGGAUUUUUGCAACCUGGAUGAUGAUGAGCUCCGGGAGUCCUGCCUCCAGGCCUUUGAGGCCUUCUUGAGGAAGUGUCCCACGGAGAUGGGCCCUCACGUGCCCAGUGUGACCAGCCUCUGUCUCCAGUACAUGAAGCACGACCCCAACUAUAACUACGACAGUGACAAGGACGAGGAACAGAUGGAGACAGAGGACAGCGAGUUCAGUGAGCAAGAGAGCGAGGAUGAGUACAGCGACGACGAUGACAUGAGCUGGAAGGUGCGCCGGGCAGCGGCCAAGUGUAUAGCGGCCCUGAUCGGCUCACGGCCCGACCUGCUACCCGAUUUCCACUGCACCCUGGCACCCAUGCUCAUCCACCGCUUCAAAGAACGGGAGGAGAAUGUCAAGGCCGACGUCUUCUUGGCUUACAUCGUGCUGCUGCGGCAAACGCGGCCCCCGAAGGGAUGGCUGGAGGCCAUGGAGGAGCCCACACAGACUGGCAGCAACCUCCACAUGCUGCGGGGACAGGUGACCCUCGUGAUCAAGGCCCUGCAGCGGCAGCUUAAAGACCGGAGUGUCAGGGCCCGCCAGGGUUGCUUCAGCCUUCUCAGCGAGCUGGCGGGCGUCCUCCCUGGCAGCCUGGCUGAGCACAUGCCUGUGCUGGUAUCAGGCAUUGUCUUCUCGCUGGCUGACCACUCCAGCUCCUCCACCAUCCGGAUGGAUGCCCUGGUCUUUCUGCAGGGGCUGCUGGGCACGGAACCGGCUGAGGCCUUCCACCCUCACCUGCCCACCCUCCUGCCACCUGUGAUAGCCUGUGUGGCCGACCCUUUCUACAAGAUUGCGGCCGAGGCCCUACUGGUGCUACAGGAGCUGGUACGGGCCCUAUGGCCACUGGACAGGCCGCGGACACUUGACCCUGAACCGUACAUUGGAGAGAUGUCCGCGGCCACCCUGGCGCGACUCCGCGCCACUGACCUGGACCAGGAAGUGAAAGAGCGGGCCAUCUCUUGCAUGGGCCACCUCGUGGGCCACCUGGGGGACAAGCUGGGGCAUGACCUGGAGCCCACCUUACUGCUCCUCCUGGACCGCCUGCGGAAUGAGAUCACUCGACUGCCUGCCGUGAAGGCAUUGACACUGGUGGCUGUGUCCCCACUGCAGCUUGACCUGCAGCCCAUCCUGGCCGCGGCACUGCCCGUUCUGGCCUCAUUCCUGCGUAAGAACCAGCGGGCGCUGCGGCUGGCCACGCUGGCUGCCCUGGACGCCCUGGCCCAGAGCCAGGGACUUAGCCUCCCACCAUCUGCCCUACAGGCUGUGCUGGCUGAGCUGCCUGCCCUGGUCAAUGAGAGUGACAUGCACGUAGCCCAGCUGGCUGUGGACUUCCUUGCCACAGUGACCCAGGCCCAGCCAGCCUCUUUGGCGCAGGUCAGUGGCCCUGUGCUCUCAGAGCUGCUGCGGCUGCUGCGUUCACCCCUGCUGCCAGCGGGAGUGCUGGCAGCCACCGAAGGCUUCCUACAAGCUCUGGUGGGGACCCGCCCCCCAUGCAUGGACUACGCAAAACUCAUCAGCCUGCUCACUGCACCCGUUCAUGACCAGGCUGUGGAUGGUGGGUUGGGCCUGCACAAGCAGGUGUUCCACUCGCUGGCCCGGUGUGUGGCAGCCCUCUCGGCUGCCUGUCCCCAGGAGGCAGCAGGCACAGCCAGCCGCCUGGUCUCUGACGCCAGGUCGCCUCACUCCAGCACGGGGGUCAAGGUUCUGGCGUUCCUGUCACUGGCUGAGGUGGGUCAGGUGGCCGGGCCGGGCCCCCAGCGGGAGCUGAAGACGGUGCUUUUGGAAGCCUUGGGGUCACCCAGUGAGGACGUGAGGGCUGCAGCCUCUUACGCCCUGGGCCGUGUAGGCGCUGGCAACCUGCCCGACUUCCUGCCCUUCUUGCUGAGGCAGAUUGAGUCCGAGCCCCGGCGACAAUACCUGCUGCUGCACUCACUCAGGGAGGCCCUGGGAGCUGCCCAGCCCAGCAGCCUGAAGCCCUACGUCGAGGACAUCUGGGCCCUGCUCUUCCAGCACUGCGAGGGCCCUGAAGAGGGCACCCGGGGGGUGGUGGCCGAGUGCAUCGGGAAGCUGGUCCUUGUGAACCCUCCAUUCCUUCUGCCCCGCUUCCGGAAGCAGCUCGCUGCAGGUCAGCCACACACGCGGAGCACUGUCAUCACAGCGGUCAAGUUCCUCAUCUCGGACCAGCCUCAUCCCAUCGACCCCCUCCUGAAGAGCUUCAUCGGAGCAGGAGGAGGCGAGAGUCGCAAGAAGUGCGGAGCAAGGACCCUCCCCCCACCCAACCCUCGCUUUCCAGCGGAAAAGGCUGAAGGAGGCGACAAGCACAAUCCAGGGCAGGGCCUGCCCGGAGUUCCCGACCCCCAGAUGGCGGAAUCCACACUCAGCGCUCGGUCGCUAGAACCGGACCCGGCGCGUCAUCCUCCCUCCGGCAGCAGAAACUCUGCCCCUUUCCGAUAA
This is a messenger RNA of Carlito syrichta (Philippine tarsier), 3612 nucleotides long. Its product is annotated as cullin-associated NEDD8-dissociated protein 2-like. Gene Ontology annotation, biological process: protein ubiquitination; SCF complex assembly. The transcript is spliced from 14 exons. Gene Ontology annotation, cellular component: nucleus. Bases 1 to 3612 code for a protein of 1203 amino acids. The record is from RefSeq and is a predicted model, not a curated record. Lineage: Eukaryota; Metazoa; Chordata; Mammalia; Primates; Tarsiidae.